Molecule: messenger RNA, 2860 nt
Organism: Coregonus clupeaformis (lake whitefish)
Lineage: Eukaryota; Metazoa; Chordata; Actinopteri; Salmoniformes; Salmonidae
Product: coagulation factor X
Exons: 9
Coding region: 323-1627 (434 amino acids)
Biological process (GO): blood coagulation; proteolysis
Cellular component (GO): extracellular region
Molecular function (GO): calcium ion binding; serine-type endopeptidase activity
Source: RefSeq, a predicted model, not a curated record
AGUAUUUGUAUUUAUGGUUCUGAAUAAAGUAUCCAAGAGCGCCUUCGCGUGGUUGAUUACACACGUCGCAGUGGCCUGAAAAGCAACACUGGAGUGUGAUGCUGUCAGCCUCUAUUACGAUCUCAGAGCCGAGGAUCCACACGGGGAAAGUGAACUGCGUGUCCGGACCAGAGACUGAACCAACCGAACAGGCCUCUGUCAUCUUUCUCAUUCCGUCCAAGCCCCUGUCGAAGUCCGACGCACGGUGUGCACUUUGAGCUCUGCUGAGGUGAGCUGACAGUAUUAGACAGACAAACAGGCAGACUGUCCUCUAGCUGCCACCAUGGGCUACCUAGCCACCGCUGCCACCCUGCUCUCCUUACUGCUACUGGGAGCUGUGACGGCCAGACUGGACACUAAGAACACCAAGACAGUGUUCCUGGACAAGCAGGAGGCCAGUGAGGUGAUCACCCUGUCCCGCCAGAAGAGGGCCAACGUGGGCAACGAGGAGAGCCUGCUCCCUGCCAACCUGGAGAGGGAGUGUCUGGAGGAGGUCUGCAACUACGAGGAGGCCAGGGAGAUCUUCCAGGACUCCUACCGCACGGAUAUCUUCUGGUCAGUCUACAUAGAUGGGGACCAGUGUGCAGAGAAGCCGUGUAAGAAUGGAGCCAUGUGCUCAGACAGUGUGGGGGGAUACGACUGUGUCUGCAAGUCAGGCUUCUUUGGAGUCCACUGCGAGACAGAUCAGACAGUAUGUAUGUUGGAUAAGACCAAGGGAUGCAGUCAGUUCUGUAAGCCAGGAUACCAGUCCUAUGAGUGUUCUUGUGCCCGUGGCUGGAAACUAGAGGAGAAGGAGAGGGUGAAGUGUAUUCCUGCAGUGACAUUCCCCUGUGGGAAGGUGAACAGCCUAAGCCAGUGGACAAAGAGACAGUCAGCCAACAUCGCCAGCAACUUUGAGGGACUCGCCUGCAACUCUGGAGAGUGUCCCUGGCAGGCCAUUCUGAAGAGUGCAGAGUCUGUAGGGUUCUGUAGUGGUGUCAUUCUGAAGGAGAACCUGGUUCUAACUACAGCCCAGUGUGCCCAGAAAUACAUCAACUUCCAGGUGGCUGUCGGCAAGCGCCAAACCGCAUCUGAAGACGGCGAACAGACGAUGUAUGUCAAAGUUGUCCACGUCCACCCCCGUUAUGUACCCGGUCGCCCUGACAAUGACCUGGCCGUCCUCGAGCUCCGUGAGCGCAUCGUCUAUAAGAAACACGUGGUCGCUGCCUGCCUGCCUGAACGCGACUUCUCAGAGGUCGUUCUGAUGACCGGCGAGUACCCGGCAGUGGUCACUGGCUGGAAGGACCCUGUGGACGCCACGGAGGUCCAGGGCCCGCUCACUCUCAACCACCUGGCAUACGAGCAUCUGCCCCAGUGUGUGGAGAGGCACCCAGGGUUGGUCACCAACAAGAUGGGCUGUACGACGGUGAGACCCAAUGGUGACUGCAUCUUGGGGCCGGGGAGUCCCAUCCUAUCUCUCCACAGGGAGGUGUUCUAUCUGACCGGGGUGGUCUCCAGACCAACAGGGGCAGACUGUAGUCAGGGUUACAUCUACCAGAAGGUGUCCCGCUUCCUGCUUUGGCUGCAGCCCCUCAUGGACUCACGCUAAGGGGGCUCUGAAUCCCAACUCAACCCCUAGCCCCCACCCCAAAUGCAUUAGGGUAGAUCUGAGAGGAUUGGAAAGAUGUCCUUUAAGCUAUAUGGCGGCAAUUCCCAUCUGGCCAGAUGGAGCUACCACCAUAUUGCUUAUACCAGUCCAAUCCUUUCAGAUCUAUGUAAGUGCUUCGUGGGUAGGGACUAGGAGUUGAUUUGGGAUUUAGGGGUGGUGAUCAGGGGGAGGGAGGGUACAGGGAAGAGAUGGAGAGGUUGAGGGGGUUAGGAGAAUACGUGUGAGGAUUGAUGGUAUUGAACAAAGGCGUAAAUGGAUAGGGAUUAGGGAAGAGAAGAACGGGAGAAGGGAGGUGACUGUUGAGAGAAUAAAUAAAUGGAGGAUAUUGUAAUACUGGAUAGAGGUGGAAAGGGAUAGGGGUUGUGGGAGGAGAAGGGGAGGGAGGGAAGAGAGCUGAACAGGAGCAUGAUGAAGGACUGAAAACACAAGGUAAACGGAGGGCCAGAGAAAAAGGGGGAAAUUGAGAUGUAUUCCUUUUGUGUAACAUACAUUACUCUUAUCUUAGGUAUUUUUCCAUUGGAAUGGUCUGGUUUUCCAUAUGGCUGAUGGUCCUUUCCUUAAAUUAUCCCUUUUCAUUUAGGCCUAUAAGUUGAAUUCCAUAUAGUAUAUGAGUUCUAUGAAAAUUGGCUAAAACAGAGAGGGUUUACCUGGAUCUGUCCUUUAUGAACUGCCAUUUUCAAAAACGUUUGCACGUUGUGUGCCCUUAUGCAGUGGUUCCCAACCAGGGGUACUAGGACCCCUGGGGGUACUUAGCCUAUCCACAGGGGGUACUUGAGAAGACUCAUGAGACCAUAGGCUUACUGCUCAAAUGCACUUGCAGGGGUAAUUCAGGGGUACUCUAGGCAGAGCAAAAUUCUGUUGAUGGUACAGUAAGUGAAAAAGGUUGGGAACCACUGCCCUAAUGAACAGAACCCAUAUCUGUGUAGUUCUCUGUUUACCCCACAAGGUGGCGGUCUUUCAUUAAAAUACCAUUGUCUCAUGUCCUACCAAAUAUAGUACCUGGCUGACUGCAGCUAGACUAGGGGAACAUUAAAUAAUGCAGCAUGUUGUGUUGCUCUUGUCUUACUCUUAACUGAUGUUAUUUUUUUUGGAGAGAAAGGUUGGUAAUUGCACUGUAUACCUUUUAAUGUUAGUCACUUUACUAAGAAUGUAUUAAUAAAAGUUAACCUCUGA